AUGUUAUCUGCACGUGCUGGAAAUGACACCCCGCAGUGGGAAAAGACGGUCAAUCGCAAGAGGGCGGAGCGUGAGGCACUGAUUCCCUCGGAAUGGAAAGUGACGCCGCCUUCCAACGGCACCAGCUUCAGCCCCCGUGAAGUCGUCAUUAAGAGUGGUGUUUUGUCCACCGAAGAGUUGGACAUUACAGAUACUUCAAAGUACGAUCUCACAGAAACGGCGAAAAGGAUCGCUUCUGGUAAUCUGUCAGCAGAAAAGGUUGUGACUGCUUUCUGCAAGCGCGCAACUGCAACGCAUUCUCUGGCCAAUCACCUUACUGAAAUCAACUUCAAAGCGGCUAUUGACCGCGCCAAGGAGCUUGACAGCAUCUUUCAGAGAAAUGGCUCUGUUGUUGGCCCUCUCCAUGGCAUCCCCAUGACAAUCAAAGAUGCCAUGGACUUGAAGGGCUUUGCUGCAUCUGAGGGGCUCACUCCACUCGCAGACGCUAUUGCGCCUGACAAUGGCGUUCUCAUCCAAAUCCUCAUCGACGCCGGUGCCGUCAUCAUCGCCAAGACCAAUAUGCCCCAGACGGGACUUGCGGCGGACUCCAACAGCAUUCUUUGGGGUCGUACCUUGAAUGCCCAUAACAGCCGGUUUGGCGCGGGAGGGUCUACAGGUGGAGAGGGCGUGUCAAUGGCAACAAGCUCGUCUCUUUUUGGUGUCGGCUCUGAUGGCGCAGGGUCCUGCCGGAUGCCUGGCCAUGCCAAUGGAGCGAUUGGCUUUCGCCCAAGCGGAUCCAGGUUACCUCCCGGCGGCCGCAAUCUGCCCUGGUCUCCAGGUCGCAUUGGUAUUGGCCCGGCAGCCGGCGAGGGUUUCUUUGCGCAAUCGGUCCGCGACCUUCGUCUGGUCUCCAAGAUUGUUUCGGAUGCCCAGCCUUGGGAAAGAUCAAGCAUCCAGCUGUAUCCGAGCCCUUGGCGCAACGAGACAGCGCCCAAAAAGCCCCGAAUUGGAGUCUGGGAUGUGGAAAGCUCGAAUACUUUUAUUCAUCUGUUUCCUCCAGUGCUGCGUGGCUAUAGGGCAGCCGUUGAUCGGCUUAGAGAAGCCGGCAUUGAGCUGGUCCCAUUCAAUCCUCCUGACCUCAGCACGGUAUGGGAUCUUUGCAAGGAAUUUCUUCUCUUCCAAGGUAUUGAAGGAAUUACCGAGCUCAUCUCACAGGAGCCCAUCACUGAGAUUGUCCGCCGGACUGGAAUCUUCGUUCCGGAUUCCCCGCGGUUCCCCAUUAGCGUGCAGACGCUGUACGAUCUCAACAUCAGGCUCAUGAAUCUAACAAGCAUCGUGGAUGACGAGUGGAAUAGCAGCGGUGAGCCUUUGGACGCUUUGCUCUCUGUUACUGCUGCAAACACUGCGCUGCCGUUCGAUCAAUGGCUCGACACCUCCUACACUUCCAUUUACAACAGCGUUGAUUUCCCCGCCAUCAACCUGCCUCUAAACAUGACGGUCGAUCGGAAUCUUGACGCCAAGUAUGAGAAUUUCAAGCCCUUUUCUCCGGAAGACGAGCGACUGGAAGCACUGUACGACCCAGAGAGCUUCCAUGGCUUGCCUCUGUCCGUCCAGCUCGCGGCUCGAAAGUUUGAGGAUGAGAAGUUGUUGGCAAUUGCGGAGCUGAUUCAUCCCAUCAUCACGGCCAGGUAA
Molecule: messenger RNA, 1671 nt
Organism: Beauveria bassiana ARSEF 2860
Lineage: Eukaryota; Fungi; Ascomycota; Sordariomycetes; Hypocreales; Cordycipitaceae
Product: general amidase-B
Exons: 1
Coding region: 1-1671 (556 amino acids)
Source: RefSeq, a predicted model, not a curated record